AUGAAUAUUAUGACUCUAUCCCAAAACCUGCUACUUCGUCGUGCAAUGGCUUUUGCCGGGCUCGUUUGGAUGGUGCACUCAGAAAACGCAACGGACACAACUAAUACUGUCUCAAACAAUAAUAAUACAAUUCUUGGCAAUCAGUCUCAGUCAAUUGCUGAGCAAUUGAGCCAGUUAACCGGGAAUUCGGUUAAGGAUUCGGAGAAAAUCAUGAACUCGUGGCUUGGAAAGCGCCAAUGGGAUCUCACUACUUCCGUUCAAUUCGACCAGGAAGUACUUUCACGUCUCCGAUCUCUCCGAGUCGCUCUUCUCGUCGUUGAUUUUCAAAAUGACUUUGUAGACGGCUCUCUCAAAAUUGGAGAUGGUGACGCUGGACAGGACCCAGCCAACGCAAUCGGUCCGCUCAACGAGCUUCUCCAAUUGAACACAUGGGAUCUCGUGGUGUAUACGAAGGAUUGGCACCCUCACAACCACAUCUCAUUUCUCAGUCAAGCGCAUAAUUCAGACAGAGAGAUGGAGAAGAAAGACGAAAAUAGAACUCUGAAUUUCUUCGACUCUGUCCAGUUUAUGAAACCAAUUAAGACUGAACAGAUUCUUUAUCCAGACCACUGCAUCCAGAGGAGCUGGGGAUCCGAAAUUCAUCCAGAGGUUUACGUUUAUCCGAAAGCGGAGUACAUCAUGAAAGGAGUCGACCCGUAUCUCGAUUCAUAUAGUGCAUUCAACGAUAAUAAUGGACGCUCCAAGACUGAACUAGAAGAUGUUCUUCGUCGAGAGGGAAUUGACGCUGUUGUUAUAGCUGGACUUGCUUACGACAUCUGUGUCCGCUUCACGUGUCUGGAUGCAGUUAAGCAAAACUUCCUCGCGGCUGUUAUCCCUGAGUGCAGCGCAGGAUUAAUGAAAAAGGGAAUCGAGGAAUCCGAAUCAGCGUUCAAGAAACAUGGUGUUGCAAUGAUCUCAAAGGAGGAGGCUAAAGGAAUCACUGAUGGAGAAUUCCUCCCAAAUGAAUGGGUUCAGAAAAUCGCUCUUGCAAAAAAGAGCUCAGAAUAA
Caenorhabditis briggsae is the source of this 1047-nucleotide messenger RNA. RefSeq names its product Protein CBR-PNC-1 (gene Cbr-pnc-1). The record is from RefSeq and is a predicted model, not a curated record. Lineage: Eukaryota; Metazoa; Nematoda; Chromadorea; Rhabditida; Rhabditidae. Bases 1 to 1047 code for a protein of 348 amino acids. The transcript has 5 exons.